Messenger RNA from Daldinia decipiens, 1696 nucleotides. RefSeq lists its product as uncharacterized. The coding region runs from base 584 to 1462 and encodes 292 amino acids. NCBI's taxonomy places the organism in Eukaryota, Fungi, Ascomycota, Sordariomycetes, Xylariales, Hypoxylaceae. The transcript is spliced from 4 exons. The record is from RefSeq and is a predicted model, not a curated record.
CAGCACGCGAACGAUGGCAUGCAGUAAGUACAUCCCCUUUCCUCUCUACAUCCUGUCUCUCAAGUACUGUACUUCUUCAAUUUGUUUCCCCGACUCUAUAUACAUUGUUCCCCAUUUUCCCCCUCCGCUCCCCUCCCCCCCCUCGUCUACCCCAGAUGGGCUCGUACACAUAUACCACCAUUCUCGUUGUAUAGAUGACAUGGUCAUAUAUGUACCAAAUGUAUACCUGUCGUCUCAGUCAUGGACCUGUCCCGCAAACCUCCAACCCAGGUCGACAAGUCCCUGCUCCACCACGAGUGGCAGGACCCCUGGUGAUAGCCUCAUUCUUUCCUUUGAUACAAACCUAGCAAUACCCACCAUCCUGCAGCUCCAACUACUUCAUAACACCCCUGCUCUCUUCAUCAGCUGAAAAGCACCUGUCUCUUCCGCCUUACUUUGUCAACUGUCGUUGAUUCGGAAUGUUCAAUGCUGUGCAGCCAUGAUUGCGUCGUGCCUUGCUGUUGUCGCUCUCAGCAAUACCAAGUCAUAUGGGUAUGCUAAUAUUCUUCUGUGAUACAGCCCUAACCAUCCUUACCAAGCCGACAUGUCACGUCGGACUGAGUUUACUGGUUAUACGCCGCAGCCUCCGAACCCUGGUGCCCAACUGCACCCAUCGCAUGGUCAGCAGCACCAUCAGCAACUACCUCAGCACCAGCAGCACCAGAACCAGACGCAUCAGCAGUCUCACGGUCCCCAUGGGCAGCACCCCCAUCACCAACCCCACCAGCCUUCACACCCAACACAGCAGCAUCAUGCUACGCCUGUUCCACCUCCGAUGACCAUCCCGCAACCAGCAGUUGCGCCGUCUCAACAGUCGACUCCGACCCCAUCCUCCGCUCCGGCUCCGCGUGGCCGUAAGCGCGCUGCACCUGGGCAUCAGCAGCAGGCUCAUCAACAACCGCACGCGCCCACCGCCAACCCGGCGACUCCAGUUCCGACGGCUACAACUGGUGCCGCCGCCUCGAGCACUCCUGCUCCUGCACCGACCCCCACCCCAGUUUCCGCGGCGCCCCAACCGCCGAUGCAGGUCACUCCCGUCGCCCCGCCGGCGGUUCCCACCAAGGAAGAGGCUAGUACACCGGUUGUGCCACCCCCGGCCAAGAAGAGCCGAACGAAUACCCCAUGGACUCCCGCCGAAGAAUUGCGACUCAAGCAGAUGAGGGAUGCAGGCAACAGCUGGGCGGAAAUUGCCAAGACCUUCCCGACGCGAACUGAGGGCAGUGUCAAGAAGCAUUGGUACAAGGAUAUGCACUACGCCGAGUUUGCCGAAGACGAGAGCCAAGCGCUCCUCAGCGCCAUUAAAGAUUACGAGAACAACAAGUGGAAGACUAUAGGCCAGAAAGUUGGAAAGCCAGCUAAGGCUUGUGAGCAAUAUGCCAAGGAGCAUUUUCCAGAACUGUUCUCUACGCAAAAGGCACGUUAAGAAAGCCCAGGCCCUAGGCCCCAUAUCUCGUUCUGAGUGUCCCAUUUCUGGCGUUGGCGCACAAACCCUAUAUGCUUCGAUCUGCUCAUUCUUAUCAGGUUUUGUAAGAGAACAGGCUCUAUGAGGUCAUCUUCGGCAACAUCCCACUAGUACGUGGAGACCGGACUUUCACAACUUCGUAACCUCUGGUUGUACCACGACAUGGGAUGAAGGGAGAUAAACGACACGGCGGCG